AUGAGUCUCAAAUUCGGUAACGGCGAUCGAGCAACCAGCGUCUGCGAACAGAGUUACGAUCAUACUGCGGCCGCAAUGCCGGUUGCAACGACAUUAUGGGCGGAAUUGGCAGAAACGCACCAAAACUCGUCUUCUGGGCCCCCGGUGGUGAUUGCGACCGUUGUGCCAUCCUCACCCUCGGGCGGGCAGCCCGUCUCGAUUCACCGUGCCCCCUUCAGUCUCCUGAACGUCCCUGUUGAUGACAGCGACGAUGACGCUGCUCGGGCACCAAACUGCUUCAUUCAGUCAACUCCUGGCUCAAUCCGAGUCGUGGAGUCAGCCUCCGGCGGGGCUCGGAGCUUUCGCCUUGCCGUCAACGGCGCCGAGAUCAAGCCCGCGUACGUGGGGCCGCCCUUGGCCGUCAUUGCCCAGCGCAGGCCACCGAUGUUCCCAAGAUACGACGGUAUCUGCGAUGGGGAGUGGGUCCCCCUGCGAGGAAAGGAAGACUACACGCGGCCUGCCGACGGCACACAGAUUGUCUCGGGCCUUUACACUGGGCCGGUGGAUGUUUCCAUAACCACAACACGCACGCAGAGCUGGAGCACCACCAUCGACACGUCUAUCGGGUUCGAGGAUGUCCUCUCCCUUCUCAAGCGAGUGUUCCGAUUCAUUGUCUAA
Molecule: messenger RNA, 657 nt
Organism: Diaporthe citri
Lineage: Eukaryota; Fungi; Ascomycota; Sordariomycetes; Diaporthales; Diaporthaceae
Exons: 3
Coding region: 1-657 (218 amino acids)
Source: RefSeq, a predicted model, not a curated record